Messenger RNA from Ostrinia nubilalis (European corn borer), 1061 nucleotides. Its product is annotated as UPF0598 protein CG30010. The coding region runs from base 62 to 718 and encodes 218 amino acids. The record is from RefSeq and is a predicted model, not a curated record. The transcript has 2 exons. Lineage: Eukaryota; Metazoa; Arthropoda; Insecta; Lepidoptera; Crambidae.
AAAAACUAGUAUGCAUGCGCCACAAUUUGCACUUUGCAGAUAAAAAUACAAAACUAGCAAAAUGGUUAUUUUUUCAGCAUUAUUUGGAUUACGAUCGUUUCGGAAAUUCCCACAGUUCCGAUAUCUCAAUUAUAUUCAAGGUCAGGAACCGGAGCCUAAAAUUAGAGAGUACUUUUACUUCAUUGAUCAUCAGGGUAUGUUGUUUCUCGAUGACGCACGAAUGAAAAACUUUACGUCCUGUUUUAAAGAAAAAAAGUUUCUUGAAUUUUUCUUUAAAAGAAUUCGUAUUAACAAGACUGGAAGAUAUGAAAAUGAAUUUCCUUACAUAUCACUUUGUGGAAGAGAGAGGAACUUUAUAAGAUGUGAUGAUGUGCCAAUUGUUUUCACUCACAUAAUAACUAAAGAACCAAAUGGAAAAGAUUUCUUCACUUAUGGCUAUGCUGGAGAACUUUUAAUGAGCCCAUUUAUGCCUGAUAAAAUAUAUAUGCUACCUAAUACAGGGAGAGUUUACCAUCCAGCAGAUGAUAAGUUUGGAGGUAUUGGACUAGUACGAUCCAAAUUGUCUAUUGAGCUUAGUAAACAUUUUGAAUUUCGAAAUGGAGAAUCAAAUCCACCAACAAAUUUCAAAUGGAAGGAUACUAAUUAUGACUUAGACCAACAGUGGUUUGAUGAGAAGGUAAAAACUAAUAAUAUAAAAAUAAAAACAAACCCUGAUUAACAUUAAUUAUACCUAUAUUGUUAUUCAUAAGAUUUAUAACUUAAUGUUACAUUGUGUGUACAUGAACUUAUAAAAUAAACAGUAAAAUAAUAUGUGAUAAUUCUAGAUUGUGUAGUAAUUAAAUAAACUUAACAAGUUAUAUCAUUAUUUGAAGGCUAUUUCACUAUUUAGGACGUUAUUUUAUAAGUUGUAUUUGUUCUUAGUUUACUUUAUUUAAGGCCAACUUGUUUUAGAUACUAUCACAGUUAAUUCAUAUGGCAUUUUAAUGUUUAAAUAGGAUUAUUAUCUUUCUUCUUAUGAAGUCUUGUUUAAAUUUAAUUGAAUAUAUUUCUGAUCUUGGCUA